Mesitornis unicolor (brown roatelo) is the source of this 2712-nucleotide messenger RNA. It is a transcript of the gene PML, whose product is annotated as promyelocytic leukemia. Gene Ontology annotation, cellular component: chromatin; PML body; nucleoplasm. The record is from RefSeq and is a predicted model, not a curated record. NCBI's taxonomy places the organism in Eukaryota, Metazoa, Chordata, Aves, Mesitornithiformes, Mesitornithidae. Gene Ontology annotation, molecular function: zinc ion binding; ubiquitin-protein transferase activity. Gene Ontology annotation, biological process: intrinsic apoptotic signaling pathway in response to DNA damage; positive regulation of DNA-templated transcription; PML body organization.
AUGCGGUUUCAGAAGCUCUUAAAAAAACCCUGGCACUCAUUCCUCCUUCUCUCUCCUGCCCUCCCCAAGCUCCCAGAAGAUGACUUCCAGUUCAUCCUAUUUUUUUUGGAAUCGCCCGACCUCAAGCCCCUCCCCUGCCUCCACACCUUGUGCCUUGGUUGCCUGGACAAGAACAAGCCCAUUGGGCAGUGCCCCGUGUGCCAGACGGCCAUCCCACAGGCCAGCGGCAUCCCCGACAUGGACAACCUGCUCUUCACCAACCUGCAAGCCAGGCUGAAGGUCUACAAGAAUAUUGUUGACAGAGUUGACUUGUUCUGUGACAACUGCAGGAAACCUGGUGAGUUCUGGUGCCCUGAGUGCAAGGAGUUCCUCUGCACCAAGUGCUUUGAGGCCCACCAGCGCUACCUGAAGAGGGAGAGCCACGAAGCCAAGAGGGUGGUGGACAUCAGGGCAGGGUCUGCUAAGGACUUCCUGGAGGGCACCAAGAAGACCAGUAACUUGUCCUGCUCCAAUCCAAGCCACAAGAGCCAGACUGUAAGUAUCUACUGCAGGACGUGUGAGAAGGCUCUGUGCUGCAUUUGCGCGCUGCUGGACAGCCAGCACGCCCCGUUCUGCGACAUCCGCAGUGAGACCCAGCGCAGGCAGGAGGACCGGGGCCUCGUGGAGCAGCUGGUGCGGCUGCUGCGGCGCGAGGAAGAGGAGCUGCUGGGGCUGGUGGCAAAGCAGCAGGAGCAGGGCCAGCAGGAGCUGGCACAGGAGCUGGGGCACACCGAGAGGGUGCUGCGGCGAAUGGAGGCAGGCGAGCGGCUGGUGGAGAAGAUGAGGCUGUACGCCACGGAGCAGGAGGUGAUGGACAUGCAGCCCUUCAUCAAGGGCUCGCUGCAGGAGCUGCGGUGCUUGCGGCCAGCGGCGUCUGGGAAGCGAGCGCAGCCUGGGGACUUGGCCGAGUGCCGGGCCAGGCUGCAGGCGCUGGUGGAGCGUGUCACCGGGCACUCAGCCCUGGUCCCCAUGACAGAUACCUCCGUUCCCCAGCAUGACUCCCCAUCCAAAGAUGAGACCGCCCUGAUCCUCGACCUCGAGCCUCUCAGGGAGUAUUGUGAACCGCAUGGAGGUCUCCUCAUGGAGCUACCUGCCCACCACGAGCCCUGCACCCCCGUGUUGGACCUCUCUGACAGCAGAGGCCAUGUGUGUCCAGACCAGGAAGGGGAUAUGUCCCCCACCCAACCCAAACCUCCAGCCCUUCCGAUGCAGAGGGAUGAAGAAGCAGAGGAAGACUUGGGAUCAGCCCAUGGGGACGCCGUGCCUCUUCCCAGGAGCAUCCAGGACUCUUUGGCCUCCCUGCAGGAAGAUUUCAGUGGCUGGGCCAGGUCCAAUAUGCAGCAGGCAGAUGAGCUUCUGAAGAUCGGCGAUGGCCUCCUGCAAGCUCAGCGCAGGGCAAACAGGCACCUGGUAUCCAUGACCAAGGAGAUCCGUGCCAUGUCCCGCUCCCUGGCCACUGUCACCUCUGCCGCCUCCACCUCCACCCCUGCAAAGAGGAAGAAAUACCAAGACGUGAGUGCCUCAACGUCGCCCAUGAAGGCGAUGAAGGUUGAGGACAAUGAAAACUGGUGGAGCCAGAUGGAUCCACAGCAGCGAAGCUGCUUGGACCAGCCUGGGACCAGCUGUAUGGUGUCCCCCACCACUCUUGUCAAGAAAGAAAGCCUGCUGGAAGAUGUGCCAGAUGGCAGUGGUGAGCUGCACGACUCAGAGAGCGAUAUUCUCGGCUUGGACAGCUUUGAGGAAGACAGCACCAAUGAGGAGUUGAUGGACUCCAGUCUGCUAGAUGACCUCAGCAACAUCCUCGAUGAGAGCCCCAGUGAAGACUACCUGGGCCUUCCCAUCAAGAUUCAGAACACACUGGACAUGAGACAAGGAUCCGUGGUCUUCUUUGACAUGAAGAUUUUGAAAAAUGAAAGCAUUCAGAUGACAGUGGUAGAUGGAGAUAAAAUAUUCCCAGUCAUGAUUCAGCCAGUGAGAUAUUUGUCCAGCUUGAUGGACAAAAAUAGCAUCUGCGAGAUCGGUCUGAGGAAUCUGCUGUGCCACCUCAGCACUCUCCACAAGCCCAUCCUGGGUGGCUUUGGUCUCUGGUCACUCCCCUUUGCCAACCUCUUGAAAGCGUUGACAGUCAUGAACAAGAAAGACGAGUUCAGCUCUCUUGUGUAUGGUUUCCUGGACAUUUUGCCCGUGAUUAAGGAGGAGAUCCCUGAGAGGGAUAACUACAACCUGAAGAACUUGGCCAGCACUUACCUCUGGUGGCACUUCAGUGACUGCAGCACCAUGGAGAAUGCCAACAUCAUGAAGUACCUGUGUGAGGUCCUGGAUGUCAACCUGAUGAAGAAACCCAGGCUGAUCCUCAAUCAAGCUAGCCUGGAGUCCUUCAUCUCCCUCCAGCCCUUGCUUGCUGAGAAGCUCCUCACCAAGCCGGCAGCCCAAACGUUGGCCACCCACAACAUUGGCCUUGCUGAGCUCCAGUCCUGCUUCCAGCACAACCCUGAGACAGGGCUCCAGAAAUUGUGCCAUUUCAUCAACGCUCACCAGCACAAAUCUGUCAAGAAAGUCCGAAACCUGAGCAAGGUCAAGGUCUACUUCCAGUGCCAGGAACAGUCAGUUGAAAGCCAGAAGACCUCAGCAGGCAGUGAUUUCCCAAAAGCCAUAAAGAGCGAGGAAAAGUGA